Molecule: messenger RNA, 4289 nt
Organism: Anguilla anguilla (European eel)
Lineage: Eukaryota; Metazoa; Chordata; Actinopteri; Anguilliformes; Anguillidae
Gene: aasdh
Product: aminoadipate-semialdehyde dehydrogenase
Exons: 14
Coding region: 150-4253 (1367 amino acids)
Biological process (GO): amino acid activation for nonribosomal peptide biosynthetic process
Molecular function (GO): protein binding
Source: RefSeq, a predicted model, not a curated record
AUGCGACGGUAAACAUACGCAUGAUGAUCCACAGGAUAGUUCUGUGACAUGAUUUAAUGGGAUAGUCCUAAUUAGACUGACAUUGUACGUUGGAGUACUUUGGUAAAUCAUUUUAUUAGUGUAUCAGUUGUUUAUUUUUCAAUGUAAAUAUGGAGAGGAGUGAUAAAACUUUGCAUGAAAUGGUUCAGGAGGCGGCAUCCCUGCACAGUGCUAGAACCGCUGUCACUUUUGACAGCUGCACCGAAUUGGGGAUCAUAUCGCGCACCUACAACGAGCUUCUCUCAUUAGCGAAUGAAUUAACCAACCUGCUGAAGGAGCACGGUCGCCUAAGUGGGCAGAUAUUUGGCUUAUACUGUCACCCUGGUAUCAACCUUCCGAACUGGAUUCUAGGAAUCCUUCAGCUCCCAGCGGCUUAUGCACCCCUAGAUCCAGACUCUCCCCCAUAUUUGUCCAUCAGAUUCAUGGACCAGUGUGGGCUGAAAUAUGCUGUGAUACAGAGUGAGCUGUUACAGAGAUUCCACAGAACGUUUUCCCCACACCUGCUUGUGGAAGUGUGUGAGGUGUGGCAAAAUCAGGGACUCACACUGGUAAAGGUACAGCAGGAAGUUGGGAGCUCUCAGAGGAGUGAGCAGCAGGAAGUUGGGAGCUCUCAGAGGUGCGAGCAGCAGGUAGUUGGGAGCUCUCAGAGGUGUGAGCAGCAGGAAGUUGGGAGCUCUCAGAGGUGUGAGCAGCAGGAAGUUGAGAGCUCUCAGAGCAGUGUACAGCAGGAAGUUGGGAGCUCUCAGAGGUGCGAGCAGCAGGAAGUUCGGAGCUCUCAGAGCAGUGAGCAGCAGGAAGUUGGGAGCUCUCAGAGCAGUGAACAGCAGGAAGUUGGGAGCUCUCAGAGCAGUGAACAGCAGGAAGUUGGGAGCUCUAAGAGCAGUGAACAGCAGGAAGUUGGGAGCUCUCAGAGGAUUGAGCAGCAGGAAGUUGGGAGCUCUCAGAGCAGUGAACAGCAGGAAGUUGGGAGCUCUCAGAGGUGCGAGCAGCAGGAAGUUGGGAGCUCUCAGAGCAGUGAACAGCAGGAAGUUGGGAGCUCUCAGAGCAGUGAACAGCAGGAAGUUGGGAGCUCUCAGAGCAGUGAACAGCAGGAAGUUGGGAGCUCUCAGAGGAAUGAGCAGCAGGAAGUUGAGUGUGAGUGGGACAUGCUGAUACAACAUGGUGAAGGGCGGUGGCACAGAGCUGCCAGACAGGGAUUGUUGGCCUACGUGCUGCACACCUCCGGAACAACCGGCCUUCCCAAGAUCGUGAGAGUGCCACACAAGUGCAUCGUGCCCAACGUCCUCCAUCUCAGAUCUCUGUUUCAGGUGACUUCAGAGGAUGUUGUGUUCAUGGCCUCUCCUUUGACCUUUGACCCCUCUGUGGUGGAGAUGUUUUUAUCUCUGUCAUCGGGGGCAUGUCUUCUGAUUGUUCCCACGGUGAUCAAAAAAGUCCCUGAUAGACUGGCCACGGUUCUGUUCAAACACCACAGGAUAACAAUAUUACAGGCCACACCCACACUGGUGGGACGUUUUGGGGGGUGUGUCCUGCAAAGGGUGGUGCUCUGUGCUGCCUCCUCCUUGCGGAUCCUGGCCCUGGGGGGCGAGGCCUGCCCCCCUGUGUCUGUGCUGCGUGGCUGGAGGGGGGAGGGAAACUCCACCCGAUUCUUCAACCUGUAUGGCACCACAGAGGUGUCCUGCUGGGCUACCUGCUACAAACUGCACCUGGACACCAUGAGUUUGGGGUCUGUGCCCUUGGGGUCAGUGCUGAUGGGCACUGUAGUGGAAGUGCGAGGAGAGGACGGCAGGGUGAUUACCUGUGGGGAAGGCCAGGUGUUCAUAGGGGGAGAGGACAGAGUGUGUUUCCUUGGUGAUGAGGUUGCCGUGGCGAAGGGAACCAUGCGGAGCACUGGGGACUGGGUGGAGCUGAGGGAUUCACACCUGUAUUACCUGGGACGCAGGGACCGGCUGGUGAAACGUCACGGCCAGCGGCUCCACCUGGACGCACUGCACCAGGUACUGCAGAGCCUGCCCCAGGUAGAGGUGUGUGCUGUCACCCUAUGUGAGGGGCACAGGCUUGUUGCCUUUGUGGUACCCUCCUCUUCUGGAGAUCCCACCCCUUCCCCCAGAGGCCCUACCCCUUCCCCUAGAGGCCACACCCCUUCUGCUGGAGGCCACACCCCUUCCUCUGGAGAGCUACAGAGGGAGAUUUUGGGCAUGCUGUCUCAGCUUCUGCCCCCAUACAGUAUCCCAGACACCAUCAUGCUGCUCCCAGCUCUCCCUCUCACCUCCCAUGGGAAAGUGAACAUGGGUGACCUGCUGCAAGUGUAUGAGAGGCAGAGAGCGGUCCUAAUGUCCCAUGAUGCACUGGGGGACAGGGACACUCUGAGGGAACUCCUGCAGAAGCUGUGGAAGGAGGUGCUGUCCCUCAGUGCUGAUACUCCGGUUGCUAUGGACUCUCACUUCCUGUUGAGUGGAGGAGACUCGCUCCGCUCUCUGCGUCUCUGUGAUGACAUCACUGCUGCUGUGGGCGUGGCCCUGCCAGGCCUGCUGGAGGUCAUCCUCAGUGGCUCCUUUGCUGACCUGCUGAGUCAUGUUUUUAAGGCAGUGUUUCAGAAAGAGGGCAAAGACGAUGCAACACCAGCACCUGAGGGCUUCUCUCUGGCAAAAAGAAAACAGCAGGAUCCUCCCCCAACCGCACAACCCAGGAGGAAACAGCCAGUCUCUCUCUCUCCACGUGAGAAGCAGUGGGGUGGAUUCACUGUGGUGAGGAGAGCAGGAGAGGUCACAGAGGGGCCUCCUCCCUCCCAGCAAAACCAGCUACUGAAUUUCCAUGGAAAUACAGUUUCUCGCACUGCAGUGCCCAAUCAGGGCACAGACCACACCCACUCACGCACUGCAGGGCCCAAUGAGGGAACAGAACACACCCACUCCCGCACUGCAGUGCCCAAUGAGGGAACAGAACACACCCACUCCCGCACUGCUGGGCCCAAUGAGGGAACAGAACACACCCACUCCCGCACUGCUGGGCCCAAUGAGGGAACAGAACACACCCAAUCCCACACUGCAGUGCCCAAUGAGGGAACAGAACACACCCACUCCCGCACUACCAGACCCAGUGGGAGAGCAGCAGAUGAGUGUGUGGUGGGGGUCAGAGCUACAGCAUUCUCGGCACUGGCCUUGCGUGUGCAGUGGCAGUCAGACACAGGCAGGUGUGUGGACGCCUCGCCUGUGCUGCUGGUGACCGAGUCAGGCGGGGCUGUGGCAUAUGUGGGGUCCCACUCCCACAGACUGCAGGCCAUCACGCUGAGGGGGGGGCAACUGCUCUGGGAGCGAGUCCUGGGGGGGCGUCUGGAAGCUUCUGCUGCCAUCACUGCAUGUGGAUCCCUCAUUGCGAUUGGGUGCUAUGAUGGGCAGGUGUAUUUCCUCUCGGUGGAGACGGGGCAGACGCACUGGGUGUUUGCCACCAGGGACUCAGUGAAGAGUAGCCCUGCCGUGGAUAUUCUCACCGCCCUGGUGCUGGUGGGGUCACAUGAUGGACACAUGUAUGCUCUGGACCCAGAGGCCCGGUGCUGUAGGUGGAGUCGGCACUGUGGGGGUGGGGCCAUAUUCUCCUCCCCCUGCCUUGACCCGUCUCUCCGGCAACUGUAUGUCGCCACACUGAGAGGAGAGCUCCUUUGCCUCAAGCCCGAGAAUGGCACUCCCUUGUGGACACACUCCAGUGCUGCACCAUUCUUCUCGUCCCCGUGCUACUCUGGCACAACCAUUUGCAUCGGCUCUGUGGACCAGAAUAUCUAUGGCUUCAGCCCCUCCGGCAACCUGUUGUGGCGGUUUACUACCGACGGGCCUGUCUUCUCAUCUCCGUGCGGCAUGCCUACCUCUCUGGCCAAUCAGAGAGUGUUCUGUGGAUCACAUGACGGAAGCGUGUACUGUCUGAGAUCCUGCGAUGGCGCCCUGGUGUGGCGGUUUCAGGCAGGGCAGAAGGUCUUCUCCAGUCCCUUCCUGUUCCACAGCUCGGCCAGUCAGGACGAGUGCCUGGUUGCUGUGACGGCCACUGAUGGGAUGCUGUGGAUUCUGGGAGCAGAGGACGGGGAGCCCAGGGCCUCUGUCUCCUUGCCAGGGGAGAUUUUCUCUUCCCCAGUGCUCUGGGGGCGCACUCUAGUGGUGGGAUGCCGGAAUGACUUUGUGUAUGGCAUUGAACUGACUGCCUCCAGACAUUCAGCUUCUCAAAUGUGAUGUUUUAAAAUAAAAAUAAAGAUUUUAAAAAUGUAA